This is a messenger RNA of Corylus avellana, 1818 nucleotides long. Its product is annotated as WD-40 repeat-containing protein MSI4. NCBI's taxonomy places the organism in Eukaryota, Viridiplantae, Streptophyta, Magnoliopsida, Fagales, Betulaceae. Gene Ontology annotation, molecular function: protein binding. The record is from RefSeq and is a predicted model, not a curated record.
GCAAACGAAGAAGAGGGGGGAAAGAGAGCAGAGUGUUGAGUGAGAGAAAUGAGGGAGAGAGGGAAAGGUACGGAGCCAUCGGUGGACGAGAGGUACACGCAGUGGAAGUCGCUGGUGCCGGUUCUCUACGACUGGCUCGCCAACCACAACCUCGUUUGGCCUUCUCUCUCUUGCCGAUGGGGUCCACAGCUGGAGCAAGCCACUUACAAGAAUCGUCAACGUCUUUACCUUUCGGAACAGACUGAUGGCAGCGUUCCGAAUACCCUCGUCAUAGCAAACUGUGAGGUUGUUAAACCUAGAGUUGCAGCUGCAGAGCACAUAUCACAGUUCAAUGAGGAAGCACGUUCUCCCUUUGUGAAGAAGUACAAAACUAUUAUACAUCCUGGCGAGGUGAACAGAAUCAGGGAACUCCCACAGAAUAGUCAUAUAGUGGCCACACACACAGAUAGUCCUGAUGUCCUAAUUUGGGAUGUUGAGGCUCAGCCAAAUCGUCAUGCUGUUCUGGGAGCUACAAAUUCUCGUCCAGAUCUGAUACUGACUGGGCAUCAGGACAAUGCUGAAUUUGCUCUUGCUAUGUGCCCUACUGAACCCUUUGUGCUUUCUGGAGGCAAGGACAAGUCUGUAGUUUUGUGGAGUAUACACGAUCAUAUCUCAACUUUAGCAGCAGACACAGGGGCUACAAAGUCUCCGGGUUCUGGAGGCACCAAUAUUAAGCAUGCUUCCAAGGUUGGUGGGAGUAAUGACAAACCUGUAGAUAGUCCUUCUAUUGGUCCACGAGGUAUCUACCAAGGCCAUGAGGAUACUGUAGAAGAUGUGCAGUUCUGCCCAACAAGUGCACAGGAGUUCUGUAGUGUUGGUGAUGAUUCUUGCCUCAUACUAUGGGAUGCAAGAGUGGGAUCUACUCCAGUUGCCAAGGUUGAGAAAGCUCAUGAUGCUGAUCUUCAUUGUGUUGAUUGGAACCCUCAUGAUGUAAAUUUCAUUCUGACAGGAUCUGCUGAUGCUACUGUUCGCAUGUUUGAUCGCCGUAACCUCACUUCUGGGGAAGUUGGAUCACCUGUUCAUAAGUUUGAGGGUCACAGUGCUGCUGUCCUUUGCGUACAGUGGUCUCCAGACAAGUCAUCUGUCUUUGGAAGUUCUGCUGAGGAUGGCGUUUUGAACAUCUGGGAUCAUGAGAAGGUUGGCCAAAAGCAAGAGUCUGUAGGAUCCAGAAUGCCAAAUGUUCCUCCAGGCUUAUUCUUUCGACAUGCUGGGCAUAGGGACAAGGUUGUUGACUUCCACUGGAAUGCAUCUGAUCCCUGGACUAUUGUCAGUGUGUCUGAUGAUUGUGAAAGUACUGGAGGAGGUGGUACACUGCAGAUAUGGCGGAUGAUUGAUUUGAUUUACAGGCCUGAAGAUGAAGUGUUAGCUGAGCUUGAUAAAUUCAAAUCGCACAUAUUAACAUGUUCCUCUUAAAAAAGUGGUGGAACUUUCGUUUUCUAAUUUGCUAAUGUCAAUGGGAGACUCCUAUCUUAAGGAUGGAAACAUUUCCUCUGUAGUACAAUGUUUUGUUGGUUCAGAAUUUGGCUAUUAAGAAUUUAAGUACUCUCUCUCUCUCUCUCUCUCAUUAGGGGAAAAAACUUAUAGCGCGGGUAAGAUUACUUCGAUGCUCAUUUCAAGUGAAUAGAUUAGAUUUCACAGAUGUAUUUGGUGCAUAUGAUGUUACGUGGUAAAUAUGUUGCUAUAUCAUUUAAACUUUUCAAAUGAUUUGGUAUCAUAUUUACCAAUAGAUGCAACAAAAUAAAAUAUUGAUUAUGAAAUGUAAAGGAUUCUUAUAUCUUC